Molecule: messenger RNA, 1171 nt
Organism: Funneliformis caledonium
Lineage: Eukaryota; Fungi; Glomeromycota; Glomeromycetes; Glomerales; Glomeraceae
Source: the annotation of a GenBank genome assembly
AGCAGCAUCUAAUGAAUUUGACUCAGGCUGGGCUACAGAAUUUCAGAAAGCUCAUAAUCGGAUAAAUGAAGACAAUUCCAACGCAACUCCAGCGUUAGAUGAAUGGAUGAAAGAUUAUAAGGAUUAUAAAGAAGAUUCUAUAGAUCAAACUAUGGAAGAUUUGCAGAGUGAUUGGGAAAAAUAUAGACCUAUCAAUACGGGAUACUCACUCGAUCCCCCUUUACAUGACAUUUAUGAAUUUCAUCCAAAUAAUCCUUACCUCACUACGCCAAAUCUUUUACCAGAGACUUCAACGACAAAAGAGCAAAUUCUAGCGGACUCUAUAUUAAUUUUAGAAGCAAAGGUUCAAAUAGACCCGAAUGACUCAAAUGCAUGGUAUCAACUUGGUACUAGGCAACAAGAGAAUGAGCAGGAGCCGAAAGCAAUAGCGGCAUUACGUAAGGCUGUUGCUUUGAAUCCUCAAAUAUUGGACGCUUGGAUGUCUUUGGCAGUUUCUUACACAAAUGAGUACCAACGUGAUGAUGUUUAUAGCGUAUUGGAAUCAUGGUUUGAUCAUAGUCAUAAAUAUAAACAAUUGUUAGAACAGCAACGUGCAAAAGGCAACUUUGUUGAUCCUCACAGUUUUUUCACGGACCUAUUUAUACAAGCGGCACUUUUAAAUCCCGGAGAGAAUCUUGAUCCAGAUGUCCAAGUUGGUUUGGGCAUACUAUACAAUGUAUCCGAAGAAUACAAUAAGGCAGUGGAUUGUUUUCAAACAGCUCUCUCUUUGAGGCCUAAUGACUAUCUUCUUUGGAAUAAACUUGGAGCAACUUUAGCAAAUGCUCGUGAAUCCGAAAAGGCCGUGAAUGCUUAUUUUAAUGCCCUUGAAAUAAAUCCAUUGUACGUUCGUGCUCGAUAUAAUCUCGCCAUUUCUUUCAUUAACAUGAAAGAAUAUCGAGAAGCGGCCGAACAUUUACUCGCAGCCCUUGCAUUACAGACUGGUGAAACCAACGCGAUCACAAGUGAUGAAUUAAACAAAGAUAGUUCAUUUCAUAGUGUUGCUGGAGGCGUGAUGAGUUCAAAUAUCUGGGCAACACUUAAAGCUUGUUGUAAAUUUUUGGAUAGACCUGAUUUAGAAAAUAAGUGCGAUAUCAGAGAUCUGAGCGCUUUUAAGCAGGAAUUUGAGUUUUAG